CGAAAAUUUAAAUACAUUUUCGAAGUUUCGAAAAUAUUUCAGUUUUAAGGAAAGGGAAAUUUUCAGUUACUACGAGUACGCUGAGGCGACAAGAAGUGAUCAAUCGGUAUGCUAGAUUUUUCGCACUAAACAAAUAAUUUUGUUUUUGUUGCUAAUAAGUAUUUCACAUGUUUUCGCACUCAUAUACGAAAAUAUCUUCACUAUUAUAUAUACAUACAUAUAAUAUACUACGAUAUAUGUAUUUAGAAAUCUAAAAAUCGUGUCAUCGCGCCCACAAAAAGUCUCGAAAUGCCUUUAGCGAAAUUGGCAAUAUGGCAAUACGUGUUGAUUUUUGCCGCUUUUGCACUAGAAUGGAUCGAGUGUAAAUCCGUUUUCGGCAUCGGUGCACGUAUUAUUAACGAUCAAUUAAUACUAAAAGAUGUUCUACAAUCACGUCUCGUCGGAGUGGAUAAAAAUCCAGUAGUCGGCUUCAACUAUGCAAUUCCAGAGCCAAUAACUUACAUCGAAAUAGUUUCGGAACAAAACGUUCUGGCAGAUGUGUAUUUUAGCUACCAAAAUGAUUUGGUGAAAGGAAAUAUAGUUGCCAUUCCCAAUGACAACAACACAAAUGCCAUUAAUGGCUUCGAUCUGUUUGAAGUACAGAUAUCAAUUUAUGGGUUCAAUGAGACCAUGCUCAAUAUAAAUCCAUCGUAUAUACUGAAUAAAGAUCAGCAAUUCCAAGGCAUACUUGCACCAGAAUUCGAUUAUGAUAUCGACGAGAAUGAAACGGAAUCGAGUAAUGAAAGCGAAGAAAUGGCGGAUGUGUUGGAUGACGAUAUGGAAUAUUUUGGCGAUUUCGGUGAUGCUGAUAAAAUAAUCGAACAGGGAACGCGUCAAAAAGGUGAUUAUUUACUGUAUGAGACUUAUCAGACUUCACACACUUCCACUGAGGAACCAUCAAAUCAUACCGUUACAUUUUACUAUAUCGAUAGUAGUUUCAUAACGUACGUGCGGUUUAUAAUAUUUGAUCAUACUAUUGACAGAACGUCGAGCGAAUACAAUCCACCUGUAGCGGAGUAUUCUCACUUCUCUCCGAAUAGUCUUAAAGCCGUCAUUAAGGACGACUAUACCACUAACUUAUUCGUGCAGAUGUUAAUCUAUGGUUAUCAGCCAGACGAUGUUCCAGCGGACUACGCACCAUACUUAACGAUCCGCUAUAACACUGAGACGGAAGCGCCGUCGAGUGCUUUGCAGCGCUUGAAAGCUUUAAUGAAUGCCAAGUCACACGAGAAUUACGGAGACUUGGAAGAAAUAAAUUUUGAAACUGGUGAAAGAAACGAACUGUCUACUAACAACACCACAACAGAUGCAUCAGCCAGAAUGCUUUUGGGUGGAUUUACAGUAUUCAACGUAAUUAUUAUACAACUCUUAUUUUUUUAAACUUGUUUUAAUUAAUGAAGAGGCAAGUCUUUGGUUAAAGUACUUAAAAUGGUUACUGGUAUUAUUAUUGUUCUUAAAAGAAAAAAAAAAUAUUACGUCCAUUAUAUUACGUUACUAAAAAGAAAUUUCUUCGCAUAAAAUAAUG
Messenger RNA from Rhagoletis zephyria (snowberry fruit fly), 1564 nucleotides. RefSeq lists its product as uncharacterized. The record is from RefSeq and is a predicted model, not a curated record. NCBI's taxonomy places the organism in Eukaryota, Metazoa, Arthropoda, Insecta, Diptera, Tephritidae.